Molecule: messenger RNA, 2532 nt
Organism: Saccharomycopsis crataegensis
Lineage: Eukaryota; Fungi; Ascomycota; Saccharomycetes; Ascoideales; Saccharomycopsidaceae
Gene: DIB1
Product: U4/U6-U5 snRNP complex subunit DIB1
Exons: 3
Coding region: 1-2532 (843 amino acids)
Biological process (GO): mRNA splicing, via spliceosome; amine metabolic process
Cellular component (GO): U4/U6 x U5 tri-snRNP complex
Molecular function (GO): copper ion binding; primary methylamine oxidase activity; quinone binding
Source: RefSeq, a predicted model, not a curated record
AUGGAUCGCCUCAGUCAAGUCGCUUCUCAUACCACCUCUACCAUUCCUGGUCCUGCCAACCCGCUUGAUCCCUUAUCUCCUUUAGAAAUCCAAUUGGUUUCUGGUUUGCUCAGGGAUAAGUACUCCAAAGAGGGCACAGAGAUUAAUUUCAAUACAAUCACAUUGAAAGAACCUUCCAAAUCUGAAUACCUCUUGUGGAAGGAAUCCAGUACCGUUCCGCCUCGUGUGGCCUAUUUUAUUAUUUUGAUCAAAGGUUUCAAUGGCCUUCAUGAAGGGUUGGUGGAUAUUAGAGGGAAAUCGAUUGUCAAAAUCACCAAGUCUAACAACGUUCAACCUAUGUUGACCAUUGAAGACUUGUCUAGUGCCGAAGAAAUCAUCAGAAAUGACCCAGAAGUCAUUAGACAAUGUGGGAUCUCUGGGGUCCCUGCCAAUGAAAUGGAUCGUAUUUAUUGUGAUCCUUGGGCCAUUGGCUACGAUGAACGUUGGGGAUCAUCCAGAAGAUUACAACAAGCCAUGGUUUAUUACAGAUCUAAUGAGAACGACUCGCAAUAUUCCCAUCCCUUGGAUUUUUGCCCAAUCAUUGACCCAGCGUUAAAGAAGGUCAUCUUCAUUGACAUUCCUAAAAUCCGCAAACCGUUGUCAAAACACAAACACUCAAAUUUCCAUUCUGAUGGUGUCAAAGAAAAAUACGGAGGUUAUCGCACUGAUGGUAAACCAAUUAAUGUGACCCAACCUGAAGGCGUGUCUUUCAAGAUGGAGAACAAUACAAUUGAAUGGUCUAACUUCAAAUUUCAUGUUGGAUUCAACUAUCGUGAAGGUAUUGUGCUUUCUGAUAUCACUUACAAUGAUCAUGGCAAUGUCAGACCGAUCUUUCACAGAAUGUCACUUUGUGAAAUGAUUGUUCCUUACGGUUGUCCAGAUUAUCCCCAUCACCGUAAACAUGCUUUGGAUAUCGGUGAAUAUGGUGCAGGCUUCAUGACCAACUCUUUGGCAUUGGGCUGUGAUUGUAAGGGGGUGAUUCAUUACCUAGACGCUCACAUGGUCAACAAAGAUGGUUCUCCAAUCACUGUCAAGAAUGCGGUUUGCAUCCACGAAGAAGAUGAUGGAAUCUUGUACAAACAUUCUGAUUUCAGAGAUGAUUACCGUACUUCUACCGUGGCAAGAGCCUCUAAAUUGAUUGUUUCUCAAAUUUUUACCGCCGCCAACUAUGAAUAUUGCAUUUAUUACAAUUUCAUGCAGGAUGGAUCCAUCAAAUUAGAAGUCAAGUUGACAGGUAUUUUGAAUACCUAUGUUUGUUCCGAUGAAGGUUCUGAGGUUGGCCCAUGGGGUACCAUUGUUUAUCCAAACACCAAUGCCCAUAAUCAUCAACAUUUGUUCAGUUUACGUAUUCAUCCUAGAAUUGAUGGUGAUGGCAACUCUGCUGCUGCUGUGGAUGCUGCCCGCUCUCCUUAUCCAACUGGUCAUCAAGAAAACAUGUAUGGUAAUGGUUUUUAUGCUAAAAAAACCGUCUUUAAAACCAUCAAAGACUCCAAGACUAAUUACGAGUCGUCUACUGGCAGAUCUUGGGAUUUAUUCAACCCAAAGAAACUUCAUCCGUAUUCUAAAAAACCAGCUUCUUACAAGUUGGUUUCUACAUUCUGCCCUCCUUUGCUUGCCCAACCGGGCUCUUUGCCUUAUAAACGUGCUAGUUGGGCUAAUGAUACCGUCACUGUGAUUCCAUAUCAAGAUAUCAAGGCAAUCGAUGCGGCAGAUCAUGGAUACGAUCGUACAAUUUAUCCAUCGGGAAAUCAUGUUUGUCAAUGGUCUGGUGAUGGUAUGGUUGGUAUGAGAAAAUGGGUGGCUGACGGUUCUGCGGAAAUUGAAGACACUGACAUUGUUAUGUUCCAUACAUUUGGUAUCACUCACUUCCCAGCUCCAGAAGAUUUCUGUGUUAUGCCAGCUGAAAAGAUCGAAGUCUUGUUGCGUCCAAGAAACUUCUUUUUAGAAAACCCUGGUUUGGACGUUGUUCCUAGUCACACCAUGACCACUUCUGAAGCCAGAAAGAUUAUCACUGCUGGAGUUGAACACAUCACUUCAACCACAGAUAAGACCUCAAAAUUGGCAUUUAGUGGUUCAUCCUGUGGCUGUAAUAAGCAUGUUGACCAGGCAAUUUUAUCAGAAGAUGAGCGUCUUGUGAUCAUUAGGUUUGGUCGGGACUCCGACAAGGAUUGUCGAUUGAUGGAUGAGCUUCUCUACAAGAUUGCAGAAAAAAUCAAGAACUUUGCAGUGGUGUAUCUUUGUAAUAUCGACGAGGUUCCUGAUUUCAACCAGAUGUACGAGCUUUAUGAUCCUAUGACGAUAAUGUUCUUCUUUAGAAACAAGCACAUGAUGUGUGAUUUCGGCACGGGAAAUAACAAUAAAUUGAAUUUUGUCUUGGACGAUACCCAAGAACUAAUCGAUAUCAUUGAGGUGAUAUACAGGGGGGCAAGAAAGGGGAAAGGUUUGGUGGUAAGCCCUAAGGAUUAUUCCAGUAAAGGAACUAGAUAUGGUUGA